AUGAGCGGUGCUCCUCAAAACGCAUCUGGAGGAUACUCAGGAUCGAAUCGCGGAGACAGAGGUCCACCAAGAUCAUUCGAAGAUCGCGCCGUCGCCAAAGAACAGAUGAUGCAAUCAGUGCGAGAGUCCUCUCAGCAGGACCGUCGAGUCUAUGUCGGUAACUUGGCAUACGACGUCAAGUGGCACCAUUUGAAAGAUUUCAUGAGACAAGCUGGAGAAGUUCUCUUCGCUGAUGUUUUAUUACUUCCUAAUGGAAUGUCGAAGGUGGGCGCAAUCGUAAUCGUGGAAUAUGCAACCCGAGAUCAAGCUCAAAAUGCUAUCAGUACUCUCAGCAACCAAACUCUCAUGGGUCGUCUCGUUUACGUCCGCGAAGAUCGCGAGACCGAACCUCGAUUCACUGGCCCACCAUCCCGUGGCGACUUCGGUGGCGGCGGCGGCUUCCGUGGUGGCUACGGUGGUGGCGGCUAUGGUGGAGGUCAUGGUGGCAUGGGUGGUGGUGGCGGCGGCGGUGGCCGCCAGCUCUACAUCUCUAACCUCCCCUUCAAUGUAGGCUGGCAAGAUCUCAAGGAUCUCUUCCGUCAAGCUGCUCAAGAAGGUGGUGUCAUUCGCGCCGACGUCCACCAAGACCAGACAGGCCGCCCCAAGGGAACCGGUAUCGUCGCCUUCGAGUCCCCGAACGAUGCUCGCAACGCUAUUCAGCAGUUCAACGGCUACGACUGGCAGGGUCGUGCCCUCGAGGUUCGCGAAGAUCGCUAUGCUGGCGGUGGUGGUGGAUUUGGUGGCCGCGGAGGAUACGGAGGAGGCUUUGGCGCCCGAGGUGGCUUCGGCGGCGGAUUUGGAGGACGAGGUGGUUUCGGCGGACGAGGCGGCUAUGGUGGUGGGUUUGGAGGUCGCGGAGGAUAUGGAGGCGGCGGUGGGGGCUAUGGUGGUGGUGGUGGUGGUGGUGGUGGUGGUGGCGGUGCUCCUGCGAUGGAGCCAGCUGCACCCAAUCCGUUCACCGACUUCGCCACCGGAGGAGGCGAGCACUCCGAUACGAUCUACGUUCGCAAUCUGCCCUGGUCGACCAGCAACGAGGAUCUAGUGGAACUCUUCACCACCAUCGGCAAGGUCGAGCGCGCUGAGAUCCAAUACGAACCCAACGGUCGCUCCAAGGGUGCUGGCGUCGUCCAAUUCGACAGCGCUGAGAACGCCGACACUGCCAUCUCCAAAUUCACCAACUACCAAUAUGGCGGCCGUCCUCUGGGUCUCUCCAAUGUUCGCUACACCAACGCGAACGGCGGCGAAGCCAUGGAGGGUCAAGAGGCCACCGGCGGCGCCUCUCAGGAUCAGAUGAUGUGA
This is a messenger RNA of Cyphellophora attinorum, 1338 nucleotides long. RefSeq names its product putative RNA-binding protein. The record is from RefSeq and is a predicted model, not a curated record. Gene Ontology annotation, cellular component: nucleus; cytoplasm. Gene Ontology annotation, molecular function: mRNA binding. NCBI's taxonomy places the organism in Eukaryota, Fungi, Ascomycota, Eurotiomycetes, Chaetothyriales, Cyphellophoraceae. Bases 1 to 1338 code for a protein of 445 amino acids. The transcript is spliced from 6 exons.